GGGGAGCAGAGGCGGUGGGAGGAAGCCGCAAGUAUAAAUAGCUGCCCUGGAUAGAGCUCGGCCAAAACAGGGGUUUGCAGCUGCGGAGGCUCGGUGGGCAGGCAUCCCGGGCCCGGAGCCGGGCGGAGCGCCGGGGUGGGGGGGCUCUGACCCGACACCCCUCACCAUCGCCGCAUCUCCGGAUGCUCUCCCGGCCAGCCAUGCUGCUGGGCGGCCUCCUCCUCGCCGCGGCCACCGUGACUGUGGCCCAGCGGAGGGGGCAGGAGGCGGCCGGGCGCCGCCGGGCGCACCGCGUCCAGCACGGCCAGUGCAGCUACACCUUCGUGCUGCCCGAGCCUGAGCCCUGCCCACCCGAACCCGAGGCCUUCGGGGGCUCCAACAGCCUCCAGAGGGACUCGCCCGCUGCCGCUGCACUGAACCUAGGGGACUGGCCGGCCCAGCGAGUGCGACAGCUGGAGAAGGUGCUGGAGAACAACACGCAGUGGCUGCAGAAGCUAGAAAGGUACAUCCAGAUGAACUUGAGGUCAGAGCUGGCACAGGUCCAACAGCACAUGGUCCAGAACCAGACGGCCACCAUGCUGGAGCUAGGCACCAGCCUCUUGAACCAGACCACGGCCCAGACCCGCAAGCUGACUGAUGUGGAGGCUCAGGUCCUGAACCAGACGUCGCGCAUGGAGAUCCAGCUCCUGGAGACUUCGCUGUCCACCAACAAGCUGGAGAAACAGCUGCUACUGCAGGGUCACGAGCUGCACCGGCUGCAGGGCCGCAACAACGCGCUGGAGACGAGGGUGCAGGCCCUGGAGACGCAACAGCAGGCGGAGCUGGCUUCUCUCCGCGGCGAGAAGGAGCGGCUGCGGCGGCUGCUGGGCCGCCAGAGCGGCGCCCUCGCGGGCCUGGAGCGCAGCCUGCGCGCCGCCAGCAGCAACUCCAGCCUCCUGCAGCGCCAACAGCGCCAACUGCUGGAGUCCGUGCAGCGCCUGGUGCGCGUCGUGGCCCAGGGCCCGGCCUCCGUGAGGGCAGCUGAGCAGGUGUUCCAGGACUGUGCAGAGAUCCAACGCUUCGGGGCCAACGCCAGUGGCGUCUACACCAUCCACGUGGCCAAUAUGACGGAGCCCAGGAAGGUGUUCUGUGACAUGGAGGCCAACGGAGGCGGGUGGACUCUCAUCCAGCGCCGUGAGAAUGGCAGUGUGAAUUUCCAGCGCAACUGGAGAGAUUACAAACAGGGCUUCGGCGACCCGGCAGGGGAGCACUGGCUGGGCAAUGAGGUGAUGCACCAGCUCACCGGCCGGACAGCCUACUCCCUGCGUGUGGAGCUGCAAGACUGGGAAGGCAACGAGGCCUACGCUCAGUAUGAGCAUUUCCAGCUGGGCAGCGAGGGGCAGCUGUACAGGCUUUCUCUGAGCGGAUACAGCGGCUCAGCAGGGCGUCAGAGCAGCCUGGUCCUGCAAGGCACCAACUUCAGCACCCGUGAUGCAGACAAUGACAACUGCCUCUGCAAGUGUGCCCAGAUGCUGUCUGGAGGAUGGUGGUUUGAUGCCUGCGGCCUCUCAAAUCUCAAUGGUAUCUACUAUCCGGCUCACCAUCACGUGCGCAAGCUCAACGGCAUCCGCUGGCACUACUUUCAAGGCCCCAGCUACUCGCUGCGGGCCACCCGCAUGAUGGUGCGUCCCGUGGGCGUCUAAUAAGCAGCGACACCCGGACGCUGGACCCACAGGAAGAGCCGGGACUCGGUAUUCCCUGAACGAGCUGGAUCCAAACACGGGACACAGUGCCAGGGUAUGGUCCCGGACACCCGGGCCCCCCCUGGGCCAGGCCUCCUUGCCCAGGAGUCCAGAGGAUCUGCUGCCUCCCUGUUCCCCUCAAGUUGUGACACGGUGGGUGGCGGCGGGGGGGGGGGGGGGUGUGGAAUCUGACUCUAUAGUAUCCCUCUUUCCUCUUCCCUUCUGUCUCCGGCAGGGGUCCCCUGCCAGCUUGAGGGUCACAAUACCCUGAAUGAGCGGAGAGCAAACUUAACUUAGGUCCUCAAAGAAAUAUACGAGCACAGUCCACUUCUCCCAGGCCCCAGCAUCUGAAGGCCAGACCUGGCCUCUCGGGGGCUUCAGAAGAUCUAAGGGGCAUUCCUUUACCGCCGGCAUGUCCUCGAAUCUGUUCCAGAGAGAAUAUCUCAGGCGCCCCUCAAAAAGUACCUGGGGUCAAGUGAGGGAGGGAAACACCCAGUUAAAUCAACGUGAACAGGCAUUCUUAGCUGCAGGACCCGUCAGGGCCUUUAAUGUGGUCACAUGCCUUUUGACUGCCUGUGAAGGAGUUAGCAUGGGCAGCUUUUUCCAAAUGUCCUUAUUUGAAAACAGGCCCUGUUGAUCCCAGAGCAUCUCUUGGGGCUGCGGAUGCCCUUGGGAAAAGUUGGUCAAACGUGACAGGAUGGAGACCCCGAGCUCCACCGCUGCACCCCCGCCUGCACCCACUCUUUCUGGCUACAAGAGCCACGGCGAUGGCCCCGAACAGCCCUUAAAAACAACCGGAAGCAGCUUUGGGUCAAAGAAGACACACUCCACCCCCGAAGAAGGGUCUAGAACGAAGUUUCCCAUCUGUGCUCUGGGCCGGGGUCCUGCCAGGCUCCGUCUGGUCCUUGAAAGCCAGAUUUCUGCCUGGAGGCUGCCCUCUCAGCACUCCCUGUCACCCUAGCUCACCUCAGCUCACGUUCAGGGGCUGUUGGGGACCGUCCACUCCGCCUCGAGCGGGACCCCAAUCUUCAGGUCCGGAUCCUUCCAGCCUCCAAGCUGAGACCCUAACCCUCUCCUCCCACCUGGUCCAACAGUGCUGCCACCCGCAGCUAGGGGGUGGCGGGAGGUGGGGGUGGGGGGCAGAGCAAGCCUUCGCCUGGGUCCGGGAGACCAGGGGCUCCUCAUGAACUUCCUUCGGAGGACAGGGUCAGAGAGGGGGUGGGGAAGGACGGCGGGCAGGGUGCUGCUCAGAAGCCUCACGUGGCCUUACACAGCAUUUGCUCGGUAGGCCUUGGUUUAACAUCCGCUGUGGGCAGGGCUCUGGAGUGGGAGGGACCUGCUCCAGCUCUUGGACUUGAGGCCAGUGGCUCAGCCUCUCGAGGCCUCGGUUAUCUUGUCUGUGAAACGGAGAUGAAGCUCCCUCCUGGCUGGGCUGUGGCAAGGAGGCGAUGAAAGGAUGUACGUCAACUUUGUAACAGAGCCUGGCACGAGCAGGUGCCUAAUAAACGUUAGUUCCCAGAGAGGUAAACGGGGUGAGGAAAUCCACCCCUAGGGCGGGCCCCCGCUCCUUCCGGGCCCAGGCAAGGUGAGCAUGUGUUCCUGAAUCUAUGGCAUUUAUUUGUGUACUGCUGAGCUUAGCGGCUAGGUGUGCUGGAGACGGGGUGGAGGCAAAGCUGUGAGCCCCACGGACAGACUCUGGGGUGGUGAAGGCCCACAUCGCCGUCUACACUCGCUUUCUGAAAAAGGCCAGGCUGAUUUAGGUUACCCUCAGAUACCUGUUCUUAAAUAUUCAUGCUUCCUUCCUACCUUCCUCCCUCCUCCAUGCCAGGACUCUCCAGCACAAGGGAUAGAAAGCUUAUCCUAAGGAAGGGAUUGACUCUCAUACCGGGAAGUCUAGGGAUGCAUUCAGGCAGGGCUAGAUCUAGGAGCUCAAGUGACGUCUCUUCACCGUUCAGCCCUGCACCUGCCACGUUGACUUCACUCUCAGUCAGGUUUUCUCCUGACAGGUGGCUCCAGCAGCCCUGGGCUGGUGGCCUCCCAGCUGAGCAUCCCUAAGACAGAGAGUUGCCCUGUCCCCGUGAUUCCAGCAAGGGCAUGAUUUUCUCCAGCCAGGACUGGUCCUUUCGUGCCCAUCUUUGUACUUAUCACUGUGAGUCUGAUUGACCAGACCUGGGGCACCCAAUCAGGCCUGGAACCAGGGCUGGGGUCAGUGCCACCCAAGUCACGUGGACUAGCAGUUUCCAGGCACUGUUUCCGGAAGCAGCGAUGCUGGACAGGCCAGAACCAGCGAUCACUUUUCCACCAUCCAUCUCUCUGACUCCCAUUUCCCUUCUCUCCAUCUCCGCCCCCCUCCUGGCCCCCCUCCCCCCCAACGCCUGGUCCCAGGCUCCAUCUCAUCCCCGGGUUGGCCCAGGACACAGCUGUGUCCCGCCCGGGGUUGUCAGACCCUGGUUCGCUGUCCUGGCUGUGUCCCUGGAGCGGAGUCUCUGGCCCUCUCUGAGCCUCUGUUUCCCAUUUGUACAAUGGCAGAGGACCUGCCGGCCUCUAAAAGUCCCCUGACAGCGAUGCUGACCCACAGUGUCCUGUCCUGCAGACGGGACCAAUGGAAGGACACUGGGCAGCCCAAGGGCCCUAUGGGGGCGUGGCUGGUGUGGUCUUGGCCCUGGCUGGAUCUCCUGGGGGCCACCACUCAUAGGAACUGGCUUCGGGGAUGCCUGAAUCUGCAUUCAUAGGGCCCUUGAACUCAGAUUCUGAUCCUAUGCAGAAUCAUAUCCAGAAUCACCUCUUCCUAUAUCAGAUCGGCAUUCUCCCCAUCUUAGUCAUGAGGAAAUUAGAGCCCAGAGAGGGAAAAGAUUUCAUCCAAGGUGGCACAGCCAAUCACCACCUCCAGUGCACCUUCCAUCUAUGAGCUGCCUCCCUCAUCCAGGCCUCUCUGAGGCAUCCUGACACCAACCACGAAACUGCUGGGGGAGUGUCCCCUCCACUUAUGUCAAGCACCAAAGGAACUUUCUGGAAAGCUCUCCAAGACAAGAGCUUUUAUCACUGGUACCUGAUAGGUCCCGGUGGAGCCAGACAGGCAGAUCGCAUUGUUCCCAAGAUCUCUGCAUGUCCCCGGCGAAAGCAGUUUCCACGCUGAGGGAGAGAGUUGACUGGGCACCCCCAGAGAUGACAGCCAUGGCCGAGGUAAAAGGUGGCCCUUUGCAGGGAGGAAGGGAGCAGCUAGCAUCAGGAUGGUUUGUCUUGGUGGCUGGGGGGACUGACCCCAUUUUCCAGAUCCCCACCCCCACCCCCCGCCCCGGUGUCUGUGUGAGUCUUCACGUCUUGCUUUUAAAGAUGCUUCGGAAAGCUAACGGCAUUGCGUUGGCAACAACGGCAUGGGCAUCUUUUGAUGGAGCGGUGCUUUGGAGAAUGGAGUCUGGUCCAGGCCACGUCCAGGAUAAAUGUGUCACUUCCCUGUGUUAGAUUCACAAGGAGUUGCUCAACUGAGGUUCUCGUGGGUCCUGAGGUCAGGGAUGUCCAAUGGCCUUUAGCAUCGGAUACAUUCCUGCCUUACCCCGUGAGAUCUCCUGGAGCCUCCCUUUCUCCCAUCUGCACAGUGGGGAGAGUGGAGUCGGGUUACCACACAGGGAAAUCAUGCAAAUUCCAUGUGAUGGUGGACAUCCAGGCCUGGAACAUUCGCUCACGUAUUUAUCCAUUCAUGUAUAGAUUCAUUUAUGCACACAGCGCGUAUGGGUCAAGGCCAGGCUGCGUGAUGGGGGUGGACCAAACAAGACGGUCAUGUGCUCACAGAACUGAACAGCCUAGAGAGAGAGACGGGCUCAAACCCCAAUUUUUUUUUAGUUUGUAAAACUAAAUUGACAAUCGAUGGCAAGUAAAGAAAAUAAACAGGAGGCAGAAACAGA
Messenger RNA from Lynx canadensis (Canada lynx), 5623 nucleotides. RefSeq names its product angiopoietin 4 (gene ANGPT4). Gene Ontology annotation, molecular function: receptor tyrosine kinase binding. The record is from RefSeq and is a predicted model, not a curated record. The transcript has 9 exons. NCBI's taxonomy places the organism in Eukaryota, Metazoa, Chordata, Mammalia, Carnivora, Felidae. Gene Ontology annotation, biological process: signal transduction. Bases 183 to 1682 code for a protein of 499 amino acids.